This is a messenger RNA of Camelus dromedarius (Arabian camel), 4285 nucleotides long. It is a transcript of the gene QSOX2, whose product is annotated as quiescin sulfhydryl oxidase 2. The transcript has 12 exons. The record is from RefSeq and is a predicted model, not a curated record. Gene Ontology annotation, biological process: protein folding. Bases 6 to 2099 code for a protein of 697 amino acids. Gene Ontology annotation, cellular component: Golgi membrane. NCBI's taxonomy places the organism in Eukaryota, Metazoa, Chordata, Mammalia, Artiodactyla, Camelidae. Gene Ontology annotation, molecular function: protein disulfide isomerase activity; flavin-dependent sulfhydryl oxidase activity.
CCAACAUGGCGGCGACCGGGACGGCGGCCUUGACGGAGCACAGCCCCGGAGCCCUGGCGGGGACGGCAGCCCGAGUCCGGCGCCCGCCCCCGGCACGGCCCGCGCGGCUGCCCCCGCUGCUCGUGCUGCUGGCGGCGGCGGCGGCGGGGCCGGGGGCGGGCGGCGCGGCGCGGCUGUACCGCGCGGGCGAGGACGCCGUGUGGGUGCUGGACAGCGGCAACGUGCGCGGGGCCACGGCCAACAGCUCGGCCGCGUGGCUCGUCCAGUUCUACUCCUCGUGGUGCGGCCAUUGCAUCGGCUACGCGCCCACCUGGCGGGCCCUGGCCGGGGACGUGCGAGACUGGGCCGCCGCCAUCCGUGUUGCCGCCCUGGACUGUGCGGAGGAGAAGAACCACGAGGUGUGCCGCGCCUAUGACAUCCACUUCUACCCCACCUUCCGGUAUUUUAAAGCAUUUACGAAGGACUUUACAACUGGAGAAAACUUUAAAGGGCCCGACCGAGAGCUGCAGACAGUGAGACAGACAAUGAUUGACUUCCUGCAGAACCACACGGAUGGAAACAGGCCUCCCGCCUGCCCGUCUCUGGACCCCAUUAGGCUCAGCGACAUUCUCUCCCUCAUUGACAACCCCGGCGGCCGUUACAUGGCGGUUCUGUUUGAAGGCAACAGCUCCUACGUCGGACGUGAGGUGGCUUUAGACCUGAUUCCGUACGAGAAUGUCGUGGUGAAGAGAGCGCUGAAUUCGGAUAGAGCCUUCCUGGGGAAACUUGGUGUUUCUUCUGUUCCCUCCUGUUACUUGAUUUACCCAAACGGGUCACACGGACUGGUUACCGUUGGGAAGCCGCUCCGAUCGUUUUUUUCCUCUUAUUUGAAGUCGUUGCCAGAUGUGAGGAAAAAAUCGCUUUCGCUGCCUGAAAAACCAAGCAAAGAAGAAAACCCUGAAGCCGCGGUUUGGAGGGAAUUCGACAGGUCAAAGCUGUACACGGCGGACCUGGAGUCGGGGCUGCACCAGCUCCUGAGGGUGGAGCUGGCCGCCCACAAGUCCCUGGCUGGGGCUGAGCUGCAGACACUGAAGGAUUUUGUCACUGUCCUGUCCAAGCUGUUCCCUGGGCGACCGCCUGUCAGGAAGCUGCUGGAGACGCUGCAGGAGUGGCUGGCCACCCUCCCCCUGGACAGGAUCCCCUACAACGCCGUCCUGGACCUGGUGAACAACAAGAUGCGGAUCUCUGGAAUACUCCUUGCUAGCCGCAUAAAGUGGGUCGGAUGUCAGGGAAGCUGGCCGGAGCUGAGGGGCUACCCGUGUGCGCUCUGGAAGCUGUUCCACACUUUGACCGUUCAGGCCGGGGCCCACCCAAAAGCGCUGGACGGCACAGGUUUUGAAGAUGACCCCCAGGCAGUGCUGCAGACCAUCAGGAGAUACGUCCACCUCUUCUUUGGGUGUAAGGAGUGUGGGAAGCACUUUGAGGAAAUGGCCAAAGAAUCACUGGAUUCCGUGAAAACCCGAGACCAAGCAAUUCUCUGGCUUUGGAAGAAACAUAACCUGGUCAACAGCCGCCUGGCAGGCCAUCCCAGUGAGGACCCCAAGUUUCCAAAGCUCCCAUGGCCCACCCCGGACCUCUGCCCGGACUGCCACGAGGAAAUUAAGGGCCUGAACAGCUGGAACGAAGGCCAGGUCCUCCUGUUCUUGAAGCAGCACUAUAGCAGCCACAACCUGGUGGACAUGUACGCUGCGGACCUGGGAGACGCCGGCGAAGGUGCCCCAGCCGGGGGCGAGGAGCGGGAGGGGGGCCACGCUUCCCCGGAGCAGCCCCUUGGAGAGCGAGGUGCCGAGAGUCUCCGCCUACCCAGCGUGCUACCCCCCAGACUCCACCUGUCGGAGGGGUCGCACCAGGGACUGGCCGCGAAGCUGGAGAGUCUGAGCGCGGCCGAGAGCCGUGCAGAGAUGGCCGCGGCCUUUCUCGGGAUGGGCUUCUCCAGCCUGGACAUGAGCCUCUGUGUUGUGCUUUACGUGGCCUCGUCCUUGUUUCUGAUGGUCAUGUACUUUUUCUUCCGGGUGCGGUCCAAGCGGUGGAAAGUCAGGCAUCACCACCUGUCCGUGUAGGACUUCGGAGACCACGGAAGCGCCUUCAGAAAAACCCGCAGCUUUACUCUUAAGAUCAGGGAUUCUAUCAGCGUCGGACCCGGUGUCACACUGACAGUACCUUCUGCUUCCAUGUCUCACUCUCAGACGCCCUUCCUGCAGGGGUGCACCUGGCACAUGGCAUGGGGCUGUUGGCAUUCCUGUCACCCUCCGUGGGCACCUUUCACAGACCCCAGAGCAAAGACGUCUCUGUUUUUACUCUUCUAGGUUUAAAAAUGGAAGUAGAAGUCCAGGCCCCACGAACAGGACUUUUCCCAGCUACCUUCACCUCAAGUCAGUAGACCCCAGGCCUCGCUUUGGGACUUGGAGAAAACCCACUUUCUUUCCCCACCAGGGGCCCUUUCAGACGCCUCCCCUUCCUGGCUGCUCCUUGAAGCCAGUGGUUCUCAGUGAUUCACUCGUGUUUGUGCUUUUCAGCUGCUUGGUUGUUCCUGCUCGAAGCGAGAGAACAUCUCAGUGGUCGCUGAGGCUGCUCAGGACCAGAGAAGAGGAGACCCUGAGUGGUCUCCGUUCUCUGCAGACAUGUAGAUGGGAGUGUGAAGGGGAAGGAAGAGCCCAUGGGCUUGUGGGACAGGGUGGUGGCCCCUUUCAGUCUGCAGAAGCGCUCCCUUUGUUUGUUAAUCUGGUGUCGGGGGAACUAUAAGUGAAUCCAGUCUUCGGUCCAGGGGGAAGACCUGCCAUAGGUGCUGUGACUGAAGGUCUGUCCGUGGGAGGGGGUGUGUGUCGGGGGGUCUGCUUCUUCGGGAUCUCUGAAGGGGCCCUUGGUUCUGUGGUGUUCGUCCAAGUCCCUGCAAGGGAGCUCAGUGAGGUGGGAGCCGGCGGCUCCCGGAGGGGCAGACUAUGGUCUUGCUGGUGCCCUUAAGGCCAAACUUCAUUUGCCUGAAGCUCUUUUACCAAGAGUCCUGGCACUGGGCCCUGGUCCCCUAGGCUUGGAUGAUUAACUUUUCUAACACUUAAUGGUUUUUAACACAUUAUUUGUAAAAUCCCAAACAUUUAGAAGUAAAUCUGCCUCUGAAAAGGUAAACAAAGAAACAGACUAUGGCUAGGAACAUUUCCAUUGAGAUUCUCUGUGGCUAUUGGUUUGUCUCACAAGCUCAGAUGUACCCACUCGCCUAUGGGUAUGUGUGUGUGUGUAAGUGUGCGUGUGUGUGUGUGUGUGUGUGUGUGUGUGUGUGUGUGACUAUGAUGGUCCUAUAUAUUGUGUCUCCCAUUCUGCCUCUUCCAUACUCCAGGUGUUUACCAAGUCCAGCUGUCCACAUGGAGUAUUAAGUGACCGCUGUAAUACUGGUGUUACCGUGGCAGCUGGGGGAAAGUGGACAGCUUCAUGGUCACCUUCAGUGGGAAGCGUGGCAGUGAGCAGCCUCAGUGGGGGAUGUGGCCUGGAGGCCUUCCGGGCAGGGGAUUCGCUCCUGAGUCUGCUGCAUCACUUCUCUGCCACGAGAGGUCUCUUGUUUGGCAUUUUUUUAACCCCUAGAAGCCUGUCUGUCUUAAAGCCCAGGAGCUUGUCUUCAUGGCUAAGUUGUGUGCCUGGGUUAUUGAAGACACCUGUUGCUUUUCAACUUGAGAAAACCGGGCAGAUUUACCAAGUCCAAAGGGAAAUACUUAGAAUUGUUCAUGAAACUGCCUUCUGGUUCAUAUCGAAUGUCUUUUUCUCCCCUAAAGUAAGUUUCUUUCCACAUGAGAACUGGGGCAGUGUUGCAGUGUAUCUUGUCACUUUACAAAACCCAGUUGAAGGGCGAUGUUGGCUUUUGAAGUUUGUGAUAGUAUUACAGUUUGAGGGGCACGGUUUUCAUAGGCUGUUCGUGGUCAGGGAGAGGAUGUGCCAAGGUGGCCAUGAACCUGUGUUUCUUGUAUGACUGUGAGCACAGUCACGCGUGGCCUGCCCAGAACUGGAUGCUCCCUCUAGGCAAGGGUUAAGUUCUGUUUGCUAAAGUUGUAAGUAUUGAGACUAAUGAAUAUAAUAGUUUGGUAAUUUAAAUGUAUAUUUAUUUUUAAUGGAAGGAUUUCAAUUCGAAAGAGGCUAAUUGACAUGGAACUGUCAGGGAAAUUUGUUAACCUGCAAGGAAAGUGAACAUUUUAUAUUUUAAAGUAAACUAUAAUGUGCACAUUUUAAAAAUAAAUAAAUCUGUUGUUUGAGAAAACUGUAA